Molecule: messenger RNA, 3948 nt
Organism: Pyrgilauda ruficollis (rufous-necked snowfinch)
Lineage: Eukaryota; Metazoa; Chordata; Aves; Passeriformes; Passeridae
Gene: ENPEP
Product: glutamyl aminopeptidase
Exons: 23
Coding region: 271-3948 (1225 amino acids)
Biological process (GO): proteolysis; peptide catabolic process
Cellular component (GO): cytoplasm
Molecular function (GO): metalloaminopeptidase activity; zinc ion binding; peptide binding
Source: RefSeq, a predicted model, not a curated record
ACGGCAGAAACAAUGUUCUUCUGUGUCAGUUCCCUCGAUCUCCGGCCCAGCUGCACUUUGAUCAUUCACGUUUCCUCCAAAUGCAUGUUGUCUUUAAUUAAUUGAGUGUCUCGUGGAAAGCGAGGUGCGGGAGACAGGCAGAGAACGGCUAAAGCUACACAAUUAAAAUACAAACCAAGACUGCUGAGUUUACUGAAUGCAGGUGCUGAAGUGACUAAUAAGCUUUUUUGUGGUUAAUGUUUUGCUCUGAGAGCAGAUCCAGGAGCUGAGAUGGAGGGCAUGGAUUUUGAGGAUGAGAAGUCCAAGAGGUACUGCAUGAAGAAAAAGCAUGUGGCUAUCAUCUGUGGUGUCGUGGUUGUUGUAGGACUUGCUGUGGGGCUUGGUGUGGGAUUGAGCAGACCUAAAGCUCCAGAGGCAACAAAGCAACCAACAACAGAUCAGACGACAACAACAGAACAGCCUCCUCCCCCAAUGGAUUUGGGUCCCUGUCCUUCCAAGAAUGAUGACACUGGAGAGUGGAGAGAUUUUAGGCUGCCCACUUACGUCAAACCUGUCCACUAUGAUCUGGAAAUCAAGCCUGAAAUGGAGCAAGACACUUACACUGGGACAGUCAGUAUAUCUAUUGCUUUGGAAAAACCAACCAGCUCCCUGUGGCUUCACCUGCGAGACACCAAGGUUACAGAAAUACCCACACUCCGGAAAUCUUCAGGACAGCAGAUUGCUGUGAAUGACUGCUUUGAGUACAAGCCACAGGAAUACAUUGUGAUGAAGGCAGCAGCAGAGCUCCCUGCCACUUUUGAAAGUGAUCCCUAUGUGCUCACCCUGAAGUUUCAAGGCUGGCUGAAUGGUUCACUGGUUGGGUUUUAUAGGACCACCUAUACUGAGAACGGACAGAUCAAGAGCAUUGCAGCUACUGAUCAUGAGCCAACAGAUGCACGGAAAUCAUUUCCCUGCUUUGACGAGCCAAACAAAAAGGCAACUUACACCAUAUCCAUCAUCCAUCCAGAUGCGUACCAAGCGCUUUCCAACAUGCCAGUACAGCAAACAGUACAGCUUGGUGAUGGCUGGAAUCGAACAACUUUUGAGAAGUCAGUCCCCAUGAGCACGUACUUGGUAUGCUUUGCAGUGCACCAAUUUACCUGGGUAGAGAGAACAUCUGCAAGUGGAAAACCUCUGAGAGUUUAUGCCCAGCCACAGCAAAUACACACAGCAGAAUAUGCAGCAGAUGUAACAAAAACUGUAUUCGACUUCUUUGAACAGUACUUUAAUUUGAGCUACUCUCUUCCAAAACUGGAUAAAAUAGCAAUUCCAGAUUUUGGGACAGGUGCUAUGGAGAACUGGGGGCUGAUCACAUACCGAGAAACAAACCUGCUGUAUGAUCCUGAGGAGUCAGCCACAUCCAACAAACAGAGAGUAGCUACUGUGAUAGCCCAUGAGCUGGUUCAUCAGUGGUUUGGAAAUAUUGUAACCAUGGACUGGUGGGAUGACUUGUGGCUAAAUGAAGGAUUUGCCAGUUAUUUUGAGUUCCUGGGAGCAAAUGCAUCAGAACCAGACUGGAAUAUGCCUGAACAGGUUUUAAUUGAGGAUGUGCUUCCUGUACUGAAGGAUGACUCUUUGCUGUCUUCCCACCCAAUUGUAUCCAAUGUGUCAUCUCCAGCUGAAAUCACCUCUGUGUUUGAUGGGAUAUCCUACAGUAAGGGUGCAUCGAUCCUCAGAAUGAUUCAAGACUGGAUUACACCAGAGCUCUUCCAGAAAGGCUGUCAGGCAUAUUUAAAGAAAUACCAUUUCCAGAAUGCCAAGACACAACAAUUUUGGGAAGCUUUAGAAGAGGCAAGUAAUAAACCUGUGAAGGAAGUCAUGGACACAUGGACUAGGCAGAUGGGCUACCCUGUUUUGGAGAUGGGAGAUAAUUCAAUAUUCACACAGAAACGUUUUCUUUUGGAUCCCAGUGCAAAUGCUUCUCAUCCUCCUUCUGAUCUUGGUUACAAAUGGAAUAUACCAGUCAAAUUUGAGGGUGGUGAUUCAUCAGAAUAUAUUUUCUACAAUGCAUCAGAUUCUACAGGAAUUAGAAUACCAGCUUCUUCUGAUACUUUUGUGAACGUUAAUCCAGACCACAUUGGAUUCUUUCGGGUGAAUUAUAAUAGCCAAAACUGGUCCAGCUUAAGCAAUCUUCUGCUCCAAAACCACACAAGGUUUUCAUCUGCUGGUCGCGCAGGGAUUUUGGAUGACGCCUUUUCUUUAGCAAGACCUGGACGUGUGAAUUACACUGUUCCCCUGGAACUCACAAAAUACCUGGAAAAGGAAACAGACUAUUUACCUUGGAAUAGAGCUAUAUCAGCUGUAACUUACCUUGCAAACAUGUUUGAAGAUGAUGAAAAUCUCUACCCCCUGUUUCAGGAAUAUUUUCGCAAACUGGUAAAACCAACUGUGGAUAAACUGGGCUGGGAGGAUUCUGGAGACCAUUUGCAGAGGCUUCUUCGUGCAUCUGUUCUAGACUUUGCCUGCAGUAUGAAUGACCCAGAAUCUUUAAGCAGUGCUUCUCAGCUCUUCGAUAGAUGGUUACGAGGACAAACUAUUCCUGCAAAUCUCCGACUCAUAGUAUAUCGCUAUGGGAUGCAGAACUCGGGGAAUGAGACAUCAUGGAAUUACAUGUUCGACAAAUACCAAGAAACUUCAUUAGCCCAAGAAAAAGAAAAGCUGCUAUAUGGCCUGGCAUCAGUGAGGAACAUCACCCUUUUGGACAGAUAUCUGAAAUAUAUUUACAAUACCAACCUCAUCAAAAGCCAAGAUGUGUUCACGGUCCUGAGAUACAUCUCAUAUAACACCUAUGGGAAAACAAUGGCCUGGGACUGGAUACGACUGAACUGGCAGUACUUAGUUGACAGAUUCACUAUAAAUGACAGAAACCUUGGUCGAAUAGUAACUAUUGCCCAAAACUUCAACACUGAGCUCCAGCUUUGGCAGAUGGAAAAUUUCUUUGAAAAAUACCCUAAUGCUGGGGCAGGAGAAAUGCCCAGGAGUCAGACACUAGAGCAAGUGAAGAGCAACAUUGAAUGGCUGAAAGAAAAUAAGGAGGAAAUACAAUCAUGGCUGAAAGGCACAUUUGGAGGGAGCGAGGCGGCCCCAGUGCCCCGACGGUUGCGACCUUCGGUGGUCCCCUGUGGGGCUUCACUCUCCUCACGGGGAAAUGAGACUGUAUCUCAGGGCAUGCGGACCCAGGCCGCGUCCAUAGCCCGCUCCCGACGGGAAGCUCCAGCCCGGAAAAUUGCGCCUCUCUCCCAAAACUCCCAGAUAUAUGCCAUUGAAGAGUCGCGGCCGCGCAGGGCCUGCCGAGCCGCCCCCUCCCCGAGUGGGGUCCGGCCCAGGCUCUUGCCGAAGCGGUGCCGCGGAACCUGUCCCCACCUCGGUCACGCUGCCUCCCUCCCGUGGGGCUGCAGCCCGUGGGGCCCCGCUCGCACGCUGCCACCGCCGGGCUGCGCCGCCAGAGCUGCCGGGCACGGGCUGCUGGCGGCCCUGCGAGGUCGCGGGGCCAGGGUCGGGCCGGUGGCCCCCCCGCGCCGUCACAGCCCGCCCUCCGAGAAGGCAGGCUCGGCUCGGAUCCGUCUGUGGCUGCGGCAGCGUUUGCCCUGCCCCGCCUGGCCCCGCGGAGGGGGGAGCGACCUGCGCUGUCCCUGCACUUCGGGGCGGGAGGGGGGUGGUCACAGCCGCAAGGGAGAAAGCGACCAAACAAGCCACCCUCAUCCCCGAAAUCACGGAUCGACCAGAGGGACGUUCGUCGAGCACCGACAGAGGGCUGGCUCCCUGCGCAGGGGCGCGGAGCACCGGCUCCGUUCUGCCCGCUCCAGUCCCGCGGAUCUGCCUGGCACAACCGGCAUGGGAGACCCCCCCGCCACGCCACUCGCACACCCCCCGCAACCCCGUCCGCGGCGGCGGGAGAAGGCGGGAUGA